AUGUAUAUUCAACCAACAUCUUAUACAAUUUCAUUAGCAUCAACGAAUACUGCUCAAGGAAUGCAUACACCGUUGUCAACAACGUCAAAUAAUAAUACAAUACGCUUAUCACAAGAACAUCGUGCACGUCUUUAUCAAAUAGUAAAUGAAUUAACUGAUGAUCAAUUACGUUUAUUUCUUACAAAUCAUAUACAAUCUAUAUCAAAUACAACACUAAAUAAUCAAUUUCAACAUUAUUCACGCACACAAUUAAUUCAGCAAACAUAUAUUCUUAUUGAUAAUUAUUAUUCAGUGGAUCUUGAACAAACACUUUAUGCAAUGAGACAAAAACGUUUUCAACCUGAUUAUCAACAACAGCAACAAAUAUAUCGACCCCCACCACCACCGUCACAACAACAAGCACAACAGCAACAGCAAACUUAUGCUACAUCAUAUAAUCCACAACCAUAUUAUUAUACUCAACAAACAAUACCAUAUAGUAUUCCACCGAAUUAUCGCCUUCCAACACCAUCAAAUGUUCCACAACAAUUAAGACCAAUACGACCGAAUUCUAGCACCGGUCAACCUGCAAAUGUUCAUAAUCAACGUUCUCAAAAUUCUCGUUCUCAACAACAACAACAACAACAACAACAGCAGCAGCAGCAACAACAACAGCAACAACAACAACAACAGCAACAACCUCCAUAUUUUCCUUCAAUUUUAUCUCGUCAACAAUAUAUUCAACAACCACCAACAGCUACUGCAACAAUAACCAAUGGUUCAUCAUCAUCUGGUAUUCCUCGAUAUCAAGUUCCAAUAUUACCUCCGCCACCAUCAAAUAUGACCCGACCAAUUCUUCCGACUUCAUCAUCAAUAUUAAAUAUAAAUCAUAAAACUUUACCAUUUUAUCGUCCAUUAACAUGUGUUUAUGAAUGCUAUCAUGUAUUUCGUUAUGAUACAUAUCGUAAACAAUACUUUUCUCGAAAUGAUUUUGUUUUAUCACUUGAUGUAUGUAAUCAAUUAGCAUUAUCAUAUGAUUAUGAUUCUGAUCUUGAUAUUCAUAAAACAACAAAAUGUUUAAUUAUGCGUCUUGUACGUAUUGAUCAACCACCUAUGUCAAAUGGUAAAUAUGAUGAUCAUCUACCACCAAAUAUAGUUAUACAUAUAAAUUCACAAAAUGUAACUAAUUUACCAACACCAAAACCAUGUACAAGACAACAAACUGAUUUAAUUCGUAUUGGACGUGAAAUUGAUAUAACAUCAUAUUGUAUGUUCAAUCCAAUAUUAAAUAAUGAAUUAACAAUGACAUGGUCAUAUCGUCAAGAUAAUACAAAUUUACAUUUGCAAUAUGUUAAUGCACAAUAUGCAUUACAUAUAUUUCUUGUACAACAUUUAAAUAUUGAAGAUUUAUGUGAACAAAUAAGAAAUAAAUCAGCAAAAUUUUAUCGUGAAGAUUUAGUUAAAUUAUUAGCUAAAGCAAUUGCAACUGAUCGUGAUCUUGGUUUAGAAGUUAGUGAUCAAAAACUAAAAUUAAAAUGUCCUAUUGAUCAAAGACGAUUGAAAACACCAAUACGAGCAAUCACUUGUCAACAUUUACAAUGUUUUGAUUUAAAAAAUUAUAUUGCUUUAAAUGAAAAAGCUGGUAAAUGGAUAUGUCCCGUAUGUAAUAAACCUGCUUUGUUUGAUGAUUUACAAAUUGAUUCGUAUACUGAAUCAAUAUUAAAUUCAAUUGAAAAUGAAAAUGUAACUGAAAUAACAAUUGAUAGUAAUUUAAAUUGGGCACCUGUAACAUCAUCAUCUUUAAUUAUUGAACAACAACAACAACAGAUAACAUCAAAUAUUCAUGAUAUUAUAUUAGAUGAUGAUCAAAUUGAUGAGAAACAUCAAGAACUUGAUUCAAAAUUACAUAUUCAAUUAAUGCCAUCAUCAACCAAUGGAUCAACUGAUGUGAUUCUUAUUGAUGAUGAUUAA
This is a messenger RNA of Rotaria sp. Silwood1, 1950 nucleotides long. The record is from the annotation of a GenBank genome assembly. NCBI's taxonomy places the organism in Eukaryota, Metazoa, Rotifera, Eurotatoria, Philodinida, Philodinidae.